AAGAUGGAUUGUCAUCUCCCGGCCCAGCAGGACCCAGGCACCACUGAUGCUGUAAUUGGCCAGGAUCCAAUGAUUACAGGGCAGCUCAGCAAGCCCCUGCUCUCCCUGCGCGGCGAGCCGAGCGCGGCCGAGCUGAGGGGAGACGACGCGCCAGCCACCCCGGACAGCGAGCUCAAUGAGCCCCUGCUGCUGCCGGCUGGGGCCACCGACGGAGACGACGCUCCAGGCAAGCUCUUCGGGGCCCGAGGAGGCUUUUCUCAGUGUGAAGCUAGCAGCAGCCCCUCCGAUCAGACUCAGCUCAACCAAUCCCACCCUGCCUACCCAGUGGGUCCACAGUCUCUGUUGGCGGCCCAGCAGUUGGCAUCCGCGGUGGCAGGGGUGAUGCCCGGGGGAGCUCCAGGUCUCAACCAGCCCAUCCUUAUCCCCUUCAACAUGGCUGGGCAGCUGGGGGGGCAGCAAGGCCUGGUGCUCACGCUCCCGACCGCCAAUCUCACCAACAUCCAGGGGCUGGUGGCAGCCGCAGCAGCAGGUGGCAUCAUGACCCUACCAUUACAGAACCUACAAGCUACCUCAUCCCUGAACUCGCAGCUCCAGCACCUGCAGCAGCUGCAACAACUACAACACCAGCAACACCAGCAGCAGCAACAGCAGCAACAGCAGCAGCAACAGCACCCAGGACAGACGCACGCCCAUUCCCACAAUCAACUGACAGCCCAGCAUCCACAGCCUCCAUCCAACCAGCAGCAGUCCUUGUCAUCUUCCUCCUCAUCUUCGUCCUCCUCCACCUCCUCCAACUCGUCCUCCCAUGGCGCUGUCCAGCCCCCACAGUCCCUCUCCGGAGCUGCCUCUCCCCUGCACAAACAGAGCCACUCGCCGGCACGCAGUCUGCCCUCCCCAGUGACCCCACCCACCCCCCUCCAGAUGAACCCGCUGGCCAGCCAGGCGGCAGCGGCGGCCGCAGCGGCGGCGGCUAUGAGCUCCAUCGCCGGCUCCCCAGCCUUCGGGAACGCCCUCCCGGGCCUGCAGGGGGCCUCUGGACAGCUGGUCACCAACGCACAGGGACAGAUCAUUGGAACAAUCCCGCUGAUGCCAAACUCUGCUGGGCCCGCAAGCCAAUCAGGGACCGGGACUCCAGGGCUGCAGGUCCAGCCAAUCAUGCCGCAGCUUCUGACCAAUGCCCAAGGCCAGAUAAUUGCCACCGUUAUUGGCAACCAGAUCCUGCCAGUCAUCAACACCCAGGGAAUUACACUGUCACCUAUCAAACCAGGACAACAGCUGCCUCAGGCACAGCAAGGACAGACAGGCCCGGCAUCCUCCCAGGCCAGCCUCCUGCACCUGCCACACGGCCAGGCCUCUCUGUCCCAGAGUCCCAUGCGUCAGCCCUCUUCCUCCUCCUCCAGCUCCUCUUCCUCAUCUGCCCUCAGUGUUGGGCAGCUGGUUAGCAAUCCACAGACCGCUCCUAGUGAGGUGGAUGGGGUCAACCUAGAGGAGAUCCGCGAAUUUGCCAAAGCUUUCAAGAUCCGCCGCCUGUCCCUGGGCCUGACGCAAACUCAGGUGGGCCAGGCCCUUAGCGCCACCGAGGGACCUGCUUACAGCCAGUCUGCCAUCUGCAGACACACCAUCCUGAGAAGCCACUUUUUUCUACCACAGGAAGCCCAAGAGAACACUAUAGCUAGCAGUCUGACAGCCAAACUGAACCCUGGCCUUUUAUAUCCUGCCAGGUUCGAGAAGUUGGACAUCACCCCAAAAAGCGCCCAGAAGAUUAAGCCCGUUCUUGAGCGAUGGAUGGCCGAGGCCGAGGCCCGGCACCGCUCCGGAAUGCAGAACCUGACCGAGUUUAUCGGCAGCGAGCCGUCUAAAAAGCGCAAGAGGAGGACCUCUUUCACCCCCCAAGCGCUGGAGAUUCUCAACAGCCACUUUGAGAAGAACACACACCCCUCCGGUCAGGAGAUGACGGAAAUCGCGGAGAAACUGAACUACGACCGGGAGGUCGUCCGCGUCUGGUUUUGCAACAAGAGGCAAGCGCUGAAGAACACGAUAAAGCGGUUAAAACCGGACAUGGUCUCGGCCGCCCCAAUGGACCCACUCACUGACUCAAUGGAGGAACACGCCUAA
Messenger RNA from Conger conger (European conger), 2115 nucleotides. It is a transcript of the gene pou6f2, whose product is annotated as POU class 6 homeobox 2. The transcript is spliced from 10 exons. The coding region runs from base 4 to 2115 and encodes 703 amino acids. Gene Ontology annotation, molecular function: DNA-binding transcription factor activity, RNA polymerase II-specific; RNA polymerase II cis-regulatory region sequence-specific DNA binding. NCBI's taxonomy places the organism in Eukaryota, Metazoa, Chordata, Actinopteri, Anguilliformes, Congridae. The record is from RefSeq and is a predicted model, not a curated record. Gene Ontology annotation, biological process: regulation of transcription by RNA polymerase II.